UUCACCUAAACUAUGAAUGCUAAACAAUCGAUCACCCGUCCUUUAGCCAAAAAGUGGGCUACAAUUGAUUCAUAACGGAUGGAACGGGCAUGCAUACGUGUAUAUUUGUGCUGGUCUGUUUCAGGCUUUCAGCUAUUCGAUGAGCUUGUCAAUGGCAGUGCGACAUGUCUAGCAUUACCAUAUUUGCAAGGCUCAGCGGCUUACAUGCAGCGAUGUCCGGCCACUCCGUUCGCGCUGCUCCCCACGGCACCCGGUCUUCCUCCUCGGUUUACUAUUCCUGACCUCCUUCCACGCAUGGCUCCCCGCCCUUUCCUUCGCACCACCGCCAUUGUCCACACACCCGCUGCUCGCCUCUCGCCUUUAACCCAUCGGCGAGGUCACUAGCCUCCAUUUGCUUCCUGCUCUUUCACUCGUGUUCGGUGCGUCGGCUUCUUCUUCCUCGUCUUUGCAUCUCUGUCUCCAUGUCGUCUCUGUUGCGAUCAAGUUUCGGCCCACGUCGUUCACGAAUGCCUGGCUGUGCUGCGUGCAGGUGAUCGGAGCUCGACCGGAGCCAUGGCGAAGAUCCUGCUCCAUGGCUCGCUUCAUGUCACCAUCUUCGAGGCGGAGGAGAUCUCCAACUCCAGCCGGCCCAGCAGCCAGGCGCCCGGCUUCCUCCGCAAGCUGGUGGAGGGGAUCGAGGACACGGUGGGCGUGGGCAAGGGCGCCAACAAGAUCUACGCGACCAUCGGGCUGGGCAAGGCCCGCGUGGGGCGCACCCGCACGCUCACCGACGAGACGGCCAGCCCGCGCUGGUACGAGUCCUUCCACGUCUACUGCGCGCACCUCGCCUCCGACGUCGUCUUCACCAUCCGGGCCAAGAACACCAUCGGCGCCUCCACCCUCGGCGUCGGCUACCUCCCCGUCCGCGACAUCUUCGACGGCCACGAGGUCGACCGCUGGCUGCCGCUCUGCGACGGCGGCGGCGACAACGACAAGGACCGCACGCCGCUCGAGAGCGGCGCCAGGGUCCACGUCAAGAUCCAGUACUUCGACAUCUCCAAGGACCGCAGCUGGGGCCGCGGCGUCCGCAGCGGCAAGUACCCCGGCGUGCCCUACACCUUCUUCUCCCAGCGGCAGGGGUGCAGGGUGACGCUGUACCAGGACGCGCACGUCCCCGACGGCUUCGUGCCCCGGAUCCCGCUCGACGGCGGCGGGUGCUACGAGCCCCACCGGUGCUGGGAGGACAUCUUCGACGCCAUCAGCGGCGAGCACCUCAUCUACAUCACGGGGUGGUCGGUGUACACGGAGAUCACGCUGGUGAGGGACGGCGGCCGGCCCAAGCCCGGCGGCGGCGUCACGCUCGGUGAGCUGCUCAAGAAGAAGGCCGGCGAGGGCGUCCGGGUGCUGAUGCUGGUCUGGGACGACCGCACCUCGGUGGGCGUGCUCAAGAAGGACGGCCUCAUGGCGACGCACGACGAGGAGACGAUGAACUACUUCCAGGGCACGGACGUGCACUGCGUGCUGUGCCCCCGGAACCCCGACGACUCCGGGAGCAUCGUGCAGGACCUGCAGAUCUCCACCAUGUUCACGCACCACCAGAAGAUCGUCGUCGUCGACCACGACAUGCCGGCGCCGGCGGCGAGGGGGCAGAAGCGGCGCAUCGUCAGCUUCGUGGGCGGGCUGGACCUCUGCGACGGGCGCUACGACACGCCGUGCCACCCGCUGUUCGGGACGCUGGGCGCGGCGCACCACGAUGACUUCCACCAGCCCAACUUCGCGACCGCCGCCAUCGCCAAGGGCGGGCCGAGGGAGCCCUGGCACGACAUCCACUGCCGCCUCGAGGGCCCCGUGGCCUGGGACGUGCUCUACAACUUCGAGCAGCGGUGGCGCAAGCAGGGCGGCAAGGACCUCCUCCUCCAGCUCCGGGACCUCGCCGACGAGAUCAUCCCGCCGUCCCCCGUUACGUUCCCGGACGACCCGUCGGCGUGGAGCGUCCAGCUGUUCCGGUCCAUCGACGGCGGCGCCGCGUUCGGGUUCCCGGACACCCCUGACGACGCCACCAGGGCCGGGCUCGUCAGCGGCAAGGACCAGAUCAUUGACCGGAGCAUCCAGGACGCGUACAUCCACGCCAUCCGCCGCGCCAGGAGCUUCAUCUACAUCGAGAACCAGUACUUUUUGGGGAGCUCCUACUGCUGGAAGGCCGACGGCAUCAAGCCCGAGGACAUCGGCGCGCUGCACCUCAUCCCCAAGGAGCUGUCCAUGAAGGUGGUGAGCAAGAUCGAGGCCGGCGAGCGGUUCACCGUGUACGUCGUCGUGCCCAUGUGGCCGGAGGGCAUCCCGGAGAGCGGCUCCGUGCAGGCCAUCCUAGACUGGCAGAGGAGGACCAUGGAGAUGAUGUACACCGACAUCGCCCAGGCCAUUCAGGCCAAGGGCAUCGACGCCAACCCCAAGGACUACCUGACCUUCUUCUGCCUCGGAAACCGGGAGGCCAAGAAGCCCGGCGAAUACGCGCCCACGGAGGAGGCCGAGCCCGACACCAACUACAUCAGGGCCCAGCAGAACAGGAGGUUCAUGAUCUACGUCCACACCAAGAUGAUGAUCGUGGACGACGAGUACAUCAUCGUGGGGUCGGCCAACAUCAACCAGAGGUCCAUGGAUGGGGCGCGGGACUCGGAGAUCGCCAUGGGCGCGUACCAGCCGCGCCACCUGGCUGCAGCGGGGCGGCCUGCGAGGGGGCAGGUGCACGGGUUCCGGAUGUCGCUGUGGUACGAGCACCUCGGCGCCGUGGACGAAGCCUUCACCCGCCCGGAGAGCCUCGAGUGCGUGCGCAAGGUAAACGCCAUGGCGGACAUGUACUGGGACCUGUACGCCGGCGACGGGCCCGAGCGCGACCUGCCGGGGCACCUGCUCACCUACCCCGUCGGGGUCGCCGCCGACGGCGCCGUGACGCAGCUGCCGGGGAUGGAGUUCUUCCCGGACACCCAGGCGCGGGUGCUCGGCGCCAAGUCCGACUACCUCCCGCCCAUCCUCACCACAUAGGCUGUUUUUCUGCUCUGAACUACUGCACUGCUCAUCUUCUUCUUUGUUUGGCUUUGCUUUGGAGAUUUUGCUGAUUGUUAUUUUUGGAAUAAGGACACGGUACUAGUUUCUUGAUUUGUUUUAGAAAAUAAAUAAUGGACUGAUGGUGAUUUUAGGUGUGUUAUUAGUAUUAUACGACUAUAUGAAAAUUGAUUUGUAAACAUCAUUGUCUGAUCGAUAAUGUUCUUGUACUCU
Molecule: messenger RNA, 3252 nt
Organism: Setaria italica (foxtail millet)
Lineage: Eukaryota; Viridiplantae; Streptophyta; Magnoliopsida; Poales; Poaceae
Product: phospholipase D alpha 1-like
Biological process (GO): phospholipid catabolic process; phosphatidylcholine metabolic process
Cellular component (GO): plasma membrane
Molecular function (GO): D-type glycerophospholipase activity; calcium ion binding
Source: RefSeq, a predicted model, not a curated record